CAAGGCUCCUCCUUUGGGAGGAGCGCAAAGAGGGUAAGCUAUUUAGGUGCAUUUCAAUUCUCAGGUUACUAAAGUUAUUCAGACCCGCGGAGAUAACCUGCAUCACUGCGUUGCCACGAUGUCUACUUUUUACGAGGUCGAACACAUAUUUUUUGACAACACCAGCUAUGAAGAAUCAGGGGAUUUUGACUUGGAGUUGGGUUUCGAGGAGCCGUGCAACAGAGUCGGAGGUGAUGAUUUUCAAAGGAUCUUCUUACCGACAGUUUAUGGAAUAAUCUUUCUGCUUGGAAUCGUCGGAAAUGGACUGGUAGUGACAGUGAUGGGCUACCAGAAAAAGGUCAAAACGAUGACUGAUAAAUACAGGCUCCAUCUUUCUGUGGCUGACCUCCUACUCGUCUUCACGCUACCUUUCUGGGCAGUGGAUGCCGCCAGCAGUUGGUACUUUGGUGGCUUCCUCUGUACCACUGUGCAUGUGAUCUACACCAUCAACCUGUAUAGCAGUGUUCUGAUUCUGGCUUUCAUCAGCGUGGACAGGUACCUGGCAGUGGUGCAUGCCACCAACAGCCAAACCACCAGGAAGAGGAAGCUGCUUGCAGAGAGAUGGAUCUAUGUGGCAGUAUGGCUACCUGCUGCUGUUCUCACUGUGCCUGACAUAGUGUUUGCCACAGCUCUGGAUGGAGGCUCCAGAACCAUCUGCCAGCGCAUCUACCCCCAGAAGACUAGCUUCUACUGGAUGGCUGGGUUCCGUUUCCAGCACAUUCUGGUGGGCUUUGUCCUGCCUGGUUUGGUCAUCCUCACCUGCUACUGCAUCAUCAUUGCCAAGCUGUCCCAGGGAGCCAAGGGUCAAGUGUUGAAGAGGAAGGCUCUCAAGACCACCGUAAUCCUCAUCCUGUGCUUCUUCAGCUGCUGGCUGCCGUACUGUGUGGGGAUCUUUCUGGACACCCUAAUGUUGCUCAAUGUGAUCUCCCAUAGCUGUGCCCUGGAGCAGAGUCUGCAGACCUGGCUCUUAAUCACAGAGGCUCUGGCAUACUUUCAUUGCUGUCUCAACCCCAUCCUUUAUGCUUUCCUGGGCGUUAAGUUCAAGAAAUCUGCCCGGGAUGCACUGACUGUCAGCAGUAGGUCAAGUCAUAAAGUACUGACUAAAAAAAGAGGAGCCAUUUCAUCUGUAUCCACUGAAUCCGAGUCUUCAAGUGUCUUGUGCAGUUAAAAGUCACCAUCCUUUGACUUUUAAAUCUCAGGUUGAAACUAAGCUCUUUUUCAGGGACAAACUACAUUUUGUACAGUUUUGACACCAAAACAAAAAAGACGCUCUUUCUAUUUGCAGUUGCCACUUACAUUUGUUUUUGUGUUCUUGUCAAGAAAAUCAUUUUAUGUACAAAGGAGAUUUAAUCUACAGGCAGAGCCUGAUGUCCAUUGACUGGUCAACUGUAUAUAUCAAUCCUGCUACAGACGCAAUUCCUAGCGGACUGUCAUAGAACAUACAUUGUUCUAAUACGGGACAUGUCAUAUUUAUCAUGUCUGCUUAGGGAUACUAUUUGUUCGUUUAAAAUAUUUGUAGAUAGUUGUUUGCCUUUUUUCCGUUCGCACUUAACUUGUGUGAUUAGAAGUUAUAUUAUUUAUUGCUGUCACUCACACUGAAUGUUUUGUAUCAUUAUUUCACUAUUUUGUUAAGUGUUUGUAUCAUUUCAAUGUCAAUGCUAUUUUGUUCAAGUGUUCUAAAAUAAAAUGUGGAUAAAUGACA
Molecule: messenger RNA, 1741 nt
Organism: Oncorhynchus tshawytscha (Chinook salmon)
Lineage: Eukaryota; Metazoa; Chordata; Actinopteri; Salmoniformes; Salmonidae
Product: C-X-C chemokine receptor type 4
Exons: 2
Coding region: 119-1207 (362 amino acids)
Biological process (GO): brain development; chemotaxis; immune response
Cellular component (GO): membrane
Molecular function (GO): chemokine receptor activity
Source: RefSeq, a predicted model, not a curated record